CAAGCGUUAGGUUUUAAUGAACUGCUACAAGUUAUCGAUUUGAAGAAUUUGCAACAAUUUCAAGACGUUAUUACAAGCAAUCGUUACUCUGUGGUAAGCGUGAUGAGCUUGUUGGCGCAAAGCUGCAACACUUUUCUCAAGCGAUGCUUUUUUCAAAACAAACUCUAUCCUUGUGAUGAACUCUUCGAGCCGGUGCUCACCAAACUGGGCGUCUGUUGUACCUUUAACAGCAUAUAUAAGUUUGCUAAUGACAAGAGAAAUGAGAAGAAACCAAAUUUUAUAAAAUAUAAAGUUAAAACAAAUGGAUUUGAGGACGGACUUACUGUCAUCGCAGAUUACGAUCCCGAAGACGCUGUCAACGGCACCGUUCAGCACGCGGGUGCAACUCGGGUUAUGUUUACGGAUUGGUCCGAGUUCCCUUUGGAGGGAGAGUCAACGCUAGCACACCCUGGCAUUGAAACUUUCUUGCUCAUCUCUGCCACCUACACCUACUGCUCCGAUGAGGUAGAAACACUGCCAGUCGAAAGUAGGAAAUGCGUCUUCCGUGACACGAUCCUGCCUCACUUCGGGGAAUACCACCACACUGACUGCGAGCUGAACUGUCUCGUCAGCAAGGUGGAGUCUGACUGCCACUGCUUGUUUUUCUACGUGCCCAACGUUAGCCCGCAUCAAGUCUGCAACUUCACUAAGAUUCCUUGCAUUUUGGACGUUAAAUGUAAAGUUAUUUUUAAUAAUGUGCACGAUACGUAA
This is a messenger RNA of Papilio machaon (common yellow swallowtail), 750 nucleotides long. RefSeq names its product sodium channel protein Nach-like. Gene Ontology annotation, cellular component: membrane. Lineage: Eukaryota; Metazoa; Arthropoda; Insecta; Lepidoptera; Papilionidae. Gene Ontology annotation, biological process: sodium ion transmembrane transport. Bases 103 to 750 code for a protein of 215 amino acids. The record is from RefSeq and is a predicted model, not a curated record. Gene Ontology annotation, molecular function: ligand-gated sodium channel activity. The transcript has 5 exons.